CUCGUGGUCAGGAUCCUGGUUCCGUCCCACUAGCCACCCACCCGGCCGGGCGGGUGAGAAGUGGGACGGCCACAACUCGUCAGAAUUUGUUACCCCGCUCUAGAGAAAAAGAGCGUCGACACCCAAAAACCCCAAAGUAAGUACUCACACCAUCGUCUUGCUUCAAAAAACUCCAUAUUUCGUCGUUUCCAUCGCGUACGCGUUCUUUUUUUGCUGCGUUCAGGGUUGAUAGUCUCAAUUUAAUCACUUAGCGACUGUUCCGGUUUAGUAAACCGAAACUCAAACUUCGAAAAGAAAAUGGGUUGCGCGUCGUCUAAGCAGGAAAAGGCGGCAGAAGCCGCUCCAGCCGCGGCUGCUCCGCCGCAAAUGGCCGCGGUAUUUGAAAAUAGAUUUACACAAAGUGGACCACGUGUGUUGCAUGAAUUCGAUAUUUAUUUUCAUUUGUAUUUCCAUUCGUUGAUGAAGUCGGAAGUCCACACAGUCACAGCCUAUUUGUGGGACGAAAAAUCAUCCCAGCAUCGCAAUUACCAUGCAAGAAUAUUUUGAAUUUAAACAUAGGAGCCCGCCAAGCCGGCCGAGGCCGCCGCGGAUGGUCCCAGCACCUUCUACGUGGUUGACCACACUUUCAAGCCGGACUGCAAGGCGGAGGAUUGGUGGACCGCCAUGACCCCGUUCCUGUCCGACCCGGAGAAGCUCAAGGGCAUGUUCUCGGGCAACUCCGGGAACGGAUUCUACAACCACGCCUUCAUCCCCAUGGCGCAGGACCACAUUUGCUGCAUCUGGGAGUGCAAGGCGGGUAAGAGAAGGAGCAGGACUAGAAUCACUCCACACAACUUGAUCCUUGCACUAUAAUUUCACAUAUAAAAAUUAAAAUUGUCUUCUAGGUCUACCAAGUUUUAUUCGGGUUAUUUCAUGUUGAACUUCUAGGUUAUUUCAUGUUGAACUUGUAUGUUUUAGUUUUUCUUUUCAUACAAAUUCAAAUGCAUGCUAAACGACCACAUAAUGAUAUCGUCUCCACGACCCAGGUGUCAAGGAAGCUGAUUUGCAGACCCUGUUGGAUGACAGCGUGGGGCAGAAGAUGAUGGUCAACAAGUUGAUGGUGAUCAGCCCGGAGCUCACCGGCGGACAGAUGCCGUUUGCCGCCGCCUACGCGAAGGACUCCAAGCUCUCCAUGGAACUGAAUGCCACCUACGCCUCCAGCGCCAGUAUACUUAAGUUUAUUUCCCUGGCUAGUAAAGAUGCAUUUGUUUGUUCCGUUGCUAUCUAGUCAGCUUCAUCGUAGAAAUUGAAAUUGGAAUUGCCUUCUCUGCGUAUGCCCGAAGAUCUGGAACCAUGAACGGGAGCACUCGGAGUGCGUGCACGAGCAGCAUCUUGCUAAUUGCUCUCCCAGCUGAUCCCAUGGUAUUGCUAGAAAUGCGAUGGGGGAGGAGAGCGAACAUAACAAAAGUGAUAUUUUCAAGUAUAAAAAUGUUGUUGAUACUUCAGGCCAGUGGUACAUCGUGAAGCACGACAUGAAGGAGGGCAAGGCCGAUGAGUGGUGGGCUGACACCGCUAAGAUGAUGGCCGACCAGGAGGCUUAUGCCAAGUUCACCCAAGACGGCCUCGACAAGGGGUUUGCCAACCAUUCCUUCAUGCCAGUCAGCAAGGACCUCGCCUACUGCGUCUGGGAAUGCAAGGAAGCGGGCAUGGAAGACGGCUUGCAAGGUAAUUUGACGUUCUCUUUGUGAUCUUCUAGAUCUGUUUAUUUCAUCUACUUUCCAGCCCACGGAGGAUUUUUUGGAUUCUUUAGUGUCUCGUCAUCGUGAUUGAUUAAUGGCAGCGCGUUUGUCCGUUCGUUCGAGUCUAAACCAGGAGACUUCUACUUCCACGCAUUGUUACGAAAAUGUACAACCAGACGCUACAACACAGCGCAAGCCCGUCUGGGCGGAAGGUCGUGCAAGACGUGUUUCUGCAUCUGAAUCUGGGAUGAAAAUUACCUCAUAUGGCUAAGUAAUCAAAAACAAAACAGCGCAUCUCGAUGAGCAAGUCGGACGGGGUUGCUUCGUCAAUACCGUGAUCGCCACCCCGGGCGAACUUUCCGGCAACCAGCGCGCGUACGCACCCAAGUUCAACACGGAGUAA
Molecule: messenger RNA, 2121 nt
Organism: Amoebophrya sp. A120
Lineage: Eukaryota; Dinophyceae; Syndiniales; Amoebophryaceae
Source: the annotation of a GenBank genome assembly